CACACUUUCAACUUCAAGUUCCAACUGUUCGACGGAGCAAAAUCACAGAAAAAGUAACUUCAAAGCUCUCUGUAUCUGCAAAUGAAGUUGAAGAUGAAUAAAGCAUCGGAUCUCAGCUCCAUAUCUGUUCUUCCUCCUCAUGCAAGGAGGCCAAGUGUGGUACCAAGUGCAGCGGAGUCUUCGCUCUACGGGAAAAGCCAAGUGUCACAGGUUCGGUCACAGCAGCAAUCGCAACAAUCCUUCUCACAGGGAUUUUCAUCUCAGCAAGCGAUCUACUCUCAGCUAUCACAGAGCUCUCUGGAUGAUUUUGUCCCUAAUGAGCAAAGAUUGGGUUCUCAAGAAAGAGAAAAUUCAGCAAAAAGGAUGAGCUGUUUGCCUCAUAUCAACUACACACGAGAAGAGACUCAAAUGCAGUUAUCAAAACCCUCGACCAAUUAUUUGCGCAAAUGGUCAGUUUCUGAAAACAAAUACCAGAUUGAAGAACUUGAACACAAAAUUGGAAUGGUAGAGACUUCAUUAAGCAGGCAAGGAAUGAUCUUAGAUUCUAUUCAGAGUGAUAUUAUGCAAGUUAACCGGGGAACAAAAGAGAUAUUGAUGGAGAUGGAAAGCUUACGACCGAAGUUAGUUUCUCAUGAUGAACUGUUGCAAUUGAUGAACAAGGAGAGGGAAGAUCUGAAAGCUAGCCUGGAGGGGACCUUCAAAUCCAUGUUUGAAGAGCUUAGGGAGAACAAAGAUCAAGAGAACAUCAGAGAUCUUUCAUCACUGCUUAGAGCUAUGCCCAACAAACUCGAGAUGUGCAUUUUGCAACUUCAAACUGAUUUGAGCAAGACCUUGGCUAAAGAGAUUCAGAUAAUUGCCCUCCGCCCAGAUUGUCAUGGACAAAAACAUGAAACCGCUCCAGUCGAUCCACCAAAAGGCAUCAAUGAUUGUAGCCCUCCCCGUGAAGUGAAGUUUCUAAAGAAAGAUCAGAAAAUAACUAUGCCGCCGAAGAUUGAAAUGGGAAGCUGGACUACAGUAAAAAAUAACCAAACUUGUAUGAAGCGGAAAAUUCCAAUGAGAAGUCACAGACAGAAUGAAGCAUUUCAACAGAAAAUUCCCAUCAGAAGUCACAAACAGAAUGAAGCAUUUCAACAGGGAAGGGAAUGUAGAGCUACCAUUGAAUCUGAUGAGGAUAUUGAUGCAGACUUUUCCUGCCUGCUUGAAGAAAAUGGAGCAGGCACGGGGAUUUGUAUACUAGAUGAUGCAAAGGAAGAGAGUGCACGCAUAUUAAGGAAAGCAAGGAGGCGAAAGAGAAAGCAUUUUCACACUAUCAUUAUAGAUUGAAGGUACACAGUGAAUUUAUAGUCCGCUGAAUCAAGGUCCUGUGAUUUGAUAAGCAGUAAAAAAUGUAUUAUUGAUUCUUCUGUCUUUCCUUAGUUGAUAUAGGACAUGUUUGCAAUUCAACUUUUCAUUAUUAUUAGAAAAUCCAUGACUGAUCAUGACGUAGCAACCAAAAUCUGUAUUGUUGCUGCAAUACUCAGUCUUAGUUGAUUGUGUACUGAGAUGUCAACGGACUCAGCAUAUAAGAAUAUGUAAUGCACUGGGAUUACGUAAGAAAAAUCA
Solanum dulcamara is the source of this 1602-nucleotide messenger RNA. Its product is annotated as putative recombination initiation defects 3. The record is from RefSeq and is a predicted model, not a curated record. The transcript has 13 exons. Bases 82 to 1323 code for a protein of 413 amino acids. Gene Ontology annotation, biological process: chromosome organization involved in meiotic cell cycle; microsporogenesis; embryo sac development. Gene Ontology annotation, cellular component: nucleus. Lineage: Eukaryota; Viridiplantae; Streptophyta; Magnoliopsida; Solanales; Solanaceae.